CUUUGUUUAUCCCUCCUUGUGCGGGAUCAAUGCAUACUUGACACUCCAAAUGAAUCGUGCUCAGUGUGUGGAGCCCUCUAGUGAUCAAUGUGUGAAUUUAUAUCGCGAAACAGGUUCUUGUGCGAUCUCGAAUAUCUAGUCACGUAACUCAAUCAAACAGAUAAAUAUGAUACAGCUCUUCAGUUGACGUUGAGCGAGAAGCAAAGCAAGAGAAUCGACCAUGAUCGUGUUUUCGGGUGGGAUCUUCCGUGAUUUGGUGACCACCACUCAAAGAUUUCCAAAGCCCGGAGAGACUCUAUUCGGAUGUGAUUUCUUCAUGGGUUUUGGUGGCAAGUCCUCCAAUCAAGCUGUGAUGUGCCGGAAAUUGGGGGCGGAUGUGGCCAUGGUGGGCAAAUUGGGCGACGAUGAUCACGGGAAAGCAUAUCGCCAAAACUACCAAGACCUGGGCAUUAACACCGAUCAUUUAGGCACCGAAUCCGGAUGUUCAUCAGGAAUUGCGUCCAUCUUCGUUAACACCGAGAGCGGUGAGAAUCAGAUCAUCAUUGUGGCCGGAGCCAAUGCCAAGAUGGGAUCAGCCGAUAUCCUGUCUGCUGAGCCUUUAAUGAAAUCGGCCAAGUUUGUGGUGUGUGCCCUCGAAAUGAACAUGGCCGCCAUUAAAGCCUCUUUGGUAACUGCCAAAGUCCACGGAGCCACCACCAUUCUGAAUGCAGCUCCGGCAAAAGCGGACUUGGACCCGGAAAUCCUCCAAAACACGGAUAUCCUCUGCGUCAAUGAAUCUGAGGCUGAAAUAAUGUGCGCCAUGCCCGUUCGAUCUGUGAUAAUUACCAUUGGGGCCCGUGGUGCGGUGUACAUUGUCAAGGGCCAAAGUGGAUCGCCCAUCCAUGUUCCUAUUGAGUCCGUGAAUGAAGUCGUAGACACAACGGGUGCGGGUGAUGCCUUUGUGGGAGCUCUAGCCUUCUUCCUGCAGAGGUUUCCUCAAUUGGACUUGGGUGAUGUUAUUCAUCGGGCAUGUUCGAUUGCCUCGUUGAGUGUCUGCAAGUCCGGAACCCAAGCGAGUUACCCCAAUCAAUCGGAGAUCCCUAGGGAGGUUUUGACGUUAAAAUAAAUAAUAAAAAACCGCCAGGAAA
Messenger RNA from Tigriopus californicus, 1127 nucleotides. Its product is annotated as ribokinase-like. Gene Ontology annotation, molecular function: ribokinase activity. Gene Ontology annotation, biological process: D-ribose metabolic process. The record is from RefSeq and is a predicted model, not a curated record. Lineage: Eukaryota; Metazoa; Arthropoda; Copepoda; Harpacticoida; Harpacticidae.